AUGGAUCCUGAAAAAGCAAAAGCGGUUGACAAUGCAGCCGAUGAAGACGUAGAACAACAAACGAUUCAUAAUGAUGGUCAACAACCGAAGCCUGAUGAAAUACGACCUGCCGUUGUUCGAGCUGAUUCAGAGAAAACAGCUAUACCCACAGUCAACCCACCACCAAGACGUAAAUUCCUUGCACGCAUGAUAUUAGGUGAUCGACCUGCUCCCGAUCGGCAGUUCUCCAAGAAUAAAAAGCUCAUGAUCUUGGCUACGGUAGCCAUUGCAGGCACCAUAUCACCCGUUGCCACCACAAUCUAUUAUCCCGCCAUUGUCGAAAUGCAGUACGAUCUCAACACUACCGAUACCGCCAUGAAUGCCUCACUUUCGGUCUUCACAUUUGCCACCGCCCUCUUUCCUUUAAUGUGGGCAAGUUUUGGUGACAAGUUUGGUCGUCGUCCUGUAUACUUGGUAUCCUUUUUAAUUUCGGUCAUUGGCAGCGUAUGCUGCGCCCUUUCGGUGAACGUGGGAAUGCUCAUUGCAUUUCGAGCUGUCAGCGCUAUUGGAUCUUCAUCGGUCAUGUCCAUUGGAGCUGGCACCAUAUCCGAUUUGUUUGAAGCUGAAGAACGAGGCCGUGCCUUUGGUUAUUACACAAUGGGACCUCUUUUAGGACCUGCAUUGGCACCAAUCAUUGGUGGUUACCUAAGCCAAGGUCUCGGAUGGCGCGCCAACUUUUGGUUCUUAGCGAUUUUUGCAUUCUGCAUUUGGCUUUGCAUUUUCCUCAUUUUACCGGAAACAUUGAUGAAGCAACCAAAGCAAAUCGAUCCUUCAGGAGAAAAACCAAAAUCAAAGCAUCGUCCAGUGAAUCCUAUUGCACCUAUUACCUUGCUUCGAUUUCCUAAUGUUGCGCUCACAGUGACCUUCGUUGGUAUCUUGUUCUUCGUUUGGUAUCUCAUCAAUACCAAUUUCACGAGACUUUAUCAACAGCAAUAUGAAUUAGACACCGGCACUACUGGUUUGUGCUAUCUUCCUUUGGCAGGUGGAGCCAUGAUUGGCUGUGUUCUCGGUGGUCGGGUAUCGGAUCAAAACUACCGACGACGUGUUGCCAAAGCCAAAGAAAAUAACCAGGAGGUGUAUCCCGAGAUGCGUAUGGGUAGUCCAUUGUUUUAUGGUUCUUUGUUCUUGCAAUUAGCCAUUUGUAUCGUUUAUGGAUGGUGUCUGGAAUUCAAUGUUCACUAUGCUGUCGGCAUUGUCAUGCUUUUCUUUAUUGGCUUUUCUCUAAUGAUUCCUAAUGUCACCAUGUCCGCUUACUUGAUCGAUUGUUUCCGGAAAAAGGGUGCAUCGGUCACGGCAUGUAAUAACUUUGUACGAUACAUCAUGGCCGGUAUUGGUUCAUUGGUCGCUUCUGACAUCCAGCGAGCUCUUGGAUCUGGCAUCUUAUAUACCAUUUGUGGUGCCGCCUUGCUGCUAUUUUCCAUCCUUCUUGUAAUCCUUCGUAUGAAGGGUAAAGAAUGGGCCAUCAAACGCAAGGAACAAGGCUACUAA
This is a messenger RNA of Lichtheimia ornata, 1527 nucleotides long. RefSeq lists its product as uncharacterized. Lineage: Eukaryota; Fungi; Mucoromycota; Mucoromycetes; Mucorales; Lichtheimiaceae. Gene Ontology annotation, biological process: transmembrane transport. The coding region runs from base 1 to 1527 and encodes 508 amino acids. The transcript is spliced from 8 exons. Gene Ontology annotation, molecular function: transmembrane transporter activity. The record is from RefSeq and is a predicted model, not a curated record.